Molecule: messenger RNA, 3912 nt
Organism: Nakaseomyces glabratus
Lineage: Eukaryota; Fungi; Ascomycota; Saccharomycetes; Saccharomycetales; Saccharomycetaceae
Gene: ECM30
Product: Ecm30p
Cellular component (GO): Golgi medial cisterna; membrane; Golgi trans cisterna
Source: RefSeq, a predicted model, not a curated record
AUGGGGAAUACGGACUCUAAACUUAAUUCCCUGUAUAAGGAGCAUCUGUUGAAACUAGCCAGACCUGAAAUCACGUCUAUUGACAACUCUCAAAAUGGCGUCAUUUGUCUUUUCAAUCCAGAAUACUCUUUGAGAGAGAUUAUAGAUCUAUAUAACAACAGAGGCAACAUAACACCCGACAAGAGUUUAAAGCAUACUUCUGACAAUCACAGUACCUCCAUUGAGGAUAAUCUAUUCACAGACUAUUACAAGAAUUUCUUGAAGUUUGACUUCCAAAAAAUUGACAAUUUUAAUGACUUGAUUUCGAAAGAUGAACUGCGAACAAUAUACAAGAAUAACAAGGAGAAUUAUUUAAACCUGAUAAGGUUUGUUAUCCUAAAAAUAAUACUAAUACCAUCAAUAUUUGGGAAUACUCAGAAUAAAUCCUCUUUCAAUAAACUAUUCAAACAACUCCUCACAUGUAUUAAAAUAUUAACGAAGCUAGUGCCCGUAUACUUAGAAAAUAUUGUUAAUGGUGAGAAGGAUAUAUUAUGGGACACAUCCCCUGAUGCCCUGUUCGGAGAACAUAUCCCAGAUACUGACCUAAUUCCUGUAUCAAUGACCUCCGCCUUAAAGACUUCUUUAGAUAUGCCAACUGCAGAUUUGGCAUCCCCUCAUAUGGAACGUCCACUUGGUGCUGCACUACUAGAUUCUUGCCUAAAUCUUCUUUUCAUUGAGGAUUUCACAGUCUCUUCUUCUUCUGAUACUUCACAAAAGACUGGCGACCUCACAAUGAUUUUGUGGGAAAAUGGGAUAAAUACUUAUGAUACAUCUUAUUAUACACAAUUUGUCCACUUGGAUGCAAACAGGCUGCAAAUUAUAGAAUUACUUUUGGCAUUGGUAUCAAUUGAUAUUUACCUUCCAGUAAAUUCUGACGGUUUUAAAGCCAAAGAUAAGAUCAAAAACAAAUACCUAGAUUAUAUGAAAUAUGAAGCAAGAGAACAUUCGGUUAUUUGCUUAACAGCUUCAAUAAUAAAUUUGUUUUGCAGACACUCUGCAUAUUAUAAGCAAGAAGGCACAAAUCCUUAUAAAAUCAUACCGAAAGAAAAUAGCAGGGAAAACCCGAAGUAUAGCAACAGAAAUAGCUUUGAUACCAAUCCAGGCUCUUCCAACAAUAUCAACAGCCAAUGGUUACCUGAGUUAAGAUCCAAAUUAGUGAUUUCAUCAUUACAAUUCCUCAAUGUUAUGAUAUGUCCUGAGGAAUCGAACACUAAAGUCACCAAGAAGAGAAUGGUUAAUACUGCUGUUUCUUACUUAGCUACUCUACAGAGGGAAUUUGACUUAAAACUAAUUUUGACCUCAGUAAUAAGAAUUUUCAAAUUACCAAUCGAUGCAGCCAUUGAUGAAGAUUCAAACUUAUUCACAUUUCCUACAGCAUCAUCAAGAAAAAAACAUCAAAAUUUAUCUAAUCAUAGCAGAACUUCAUCAUCAUCUAAUAUAAAAAGAUCGACAUCUAAUUCCUCUGCUACCUCUAGAUACGAUUCUAAUCCUAAUACUGUAACUGGUAGUCCAAAGUUAGCGAAUAUGAGAGAAAACAACACUAGUUCCUAUUCAUCACUACCUCCAUUACCGCCUAUUCUCUGUCAAAGUUUAGUAUUUUUGAUUAAUGUCAUCAAGAUAAACAAACUUGUAAAAAAUCAGUUUGCUGACAAGUUUGCAAGUAAAUUUGUUGUGUUUGCUGUUUAUUACUUAAAAUAUUACAACGAUAACCCGGAAUAUUCCCUAACUGUGAUACCGGUGAUUAACAUGCUUGCUCUCUAUCUAACUUCAAAACCGUUGGUACUUUUAAAAAUGCUGGAUCCCUUUAAUUCCAACUAUUACACGAAUAAAAUACCUAAUGCGUUUAAAUUAACAUCUGGAAAUAUUAACAAUUUGACGUAUAGGGACUUUACUGUGAUUCAACUUUGUAACAUUGCUGACUACGAAGUGAAAAACAAUAUCCAACCGAAUCCUAUUAUUUAUGAAACUCUUUACAACCUAAUACCUAUUGAUCCAAAAUGGUUAGCAUCUGAUACAUCAGGUGCAGAUGACGAAGAACUCACUUUACUGUCCAGAAAAAAAUCUAUCAACAGCAGUGGCAAUGGGUUAAAGAGCUGUGAACGUCUAAGUUAUAAUGCUUCAUUAGCUGUGCUUCACCUGAUAUCUAAAAUGUCAAGUAGAAAUUAUUUGACCACCUAUUCCACUCCAAGAAUAGCAUCCAUGGUGACAUCAAUACCAGCUUAUGUCCUAUCACCCGGUUUUAAGCUUGAUCUUCUGGCUAUUCUUUUGAGAGCUGUUUCUCUUUAUGUUGUCUCAAAUACAGAUGAAGCUAUGAACUUAAUAUUUGCUUUCGCACGCCAUAAGAGUGUAAUACUGCAACUCUCAGAAGUUAUGAACUCAAUUGCCAAAAAUUUUUCACCUACUAAUACACAAAUCUCAACUACUGAUAAAAACAUAAGGUUACGUGAUUUUUACCGAUUGCAUGAUCUAUCUUACAAUAACAUCAACUUUAGGAAAGCAUUUAAUAACGAUGAAGGUUUUCACAGAUCGUCUUCACCAAAUCUAAUAAAAAGUAACAAUGGAAAAAAUAAUGAUAAUAAUGACUCUGACAAUGAUUCUAUGGACAUGAACAGUUCUGCAUAUCUCGUGUUAACCAAGCCAAUUGCAAGAGAAUAUUCCAGUGACGAUCUUCGAAAUAAUAAUCUUACAACUAGGGAGCAUGCAGGCUCUAAUAAUAAUAAUAAUAUUAAUAGCAGUAAUGAUAAAACAUUGCAAGUUCUUGAGUACGUUGAUUUUAUUAAUGACCCAAUAAUCUCACUUGCAAACGAGUCUGAUUAUUUCAAAAUGAGACCUAAAUGGCCAGUAGGAAUUUCAAUGAAAUCCAAAGUUAAGUCUUCCAUGAAGAAAGAUUUUGUCAGAUCCUGGCAAGGGAAUGAUAGCAUGGUAUUACUAGUUAAGAUAGUCAAGGUGCUACUGUAUGAUUUUCCUGAGAUUGCAACAAUAAAUAACUCCGAGUACUAUGUACUUCUAAAAAAAAUGGAGGAGUCAAAGGAUCACUUUUUAUCUAUGAUAAAGGAUAACAUCCCUAUUUACAUGAGAACUGGUAGUUCUAUUCAGCACCAAAAACUUUCCAUAGAUGAUGAAUCCAAGUUUUCGACCAUAUGGUUUUACACGUUGUGCUGGUCUGACAUAUUCAACACUCAUUCUAGUCCCUAUAAUAAAUCAUUAAUAAAUGAACUGGAGGAGGUUGAGGAAACCAAUGACAUUAUCCCAACUAUUAGUAAUAAUGGCAGCAAUAUCUUUGCAGACCCUGGCUCACCAGUUUUGGAGAGAUGGAACUCCAAUAGUUCGAACUUAUCGCGCACCAAUAGUAACAGCAGCUCUUUAAUGGGGUAUUUUUUCCAACAGCCACAAUCUGCAAGCUCUAAUAGAAGUUCUGUAGACCACACAAGCCGUUUCAUCGAGAGUAAAAACGCAUCGGCCCCAACUAAAAAGGCAAGUGCUCCACAAAACAGUUCCUUUUCAUUAUUCAAAUUUUCUUGGACAGGUUUUAAUAAGAAUGGUAACAGCGAUGAUUGUGAUGUAAUAAAAGAGGAAGAGGAAACAACUGUUUCUCAGACAAGUACUAGAAAUGGUGUUAAUCAGCAAAUUUUUGUGAGCGCUUUGGAUAUGUCCUUACUAAAGUCUAAUAUAUGGGUUGAUACGAAAGUAAGGAUGUUCAUAGUCGAGAGAGAGGAAAAGGAAGAGUUUUCUCUUUUGGACAUGACUUCAACAUUCUUUAAGAAGUUAAAAUUCAACAAUUCUGCGGCGAUGAGUAAUUGGGAAUCCAAUAAUAUUCCGGGAUCUACUCCAUUAGCAUCCGUUCCAUUUGCCGCACGAAAUCCAAUGUUCUGA